UUCAUUAAAAUAAUAGGAAAUAAUAUAAAAAUAAUUUCAAACAGAGAAAAGUUGCAAAAAUAGUAUAAGGAGUUCUCAUAUACUCUUUAUGUGGAGUUAUCAAUUAUUUCUGUUUUGCUCAGUUGCUCAUUUGUGACCGCCAGGCAACAGCCACCAGGAACAUACCUGUAAUCAAAGAGCUCCUUUUGUUUGAGCUUACUGCAGCAAGGACACCUAUGCCGCACUGGUGUCCUGGUAUGGAGGCGGUGAGGACUCUGCACUUCCCUGGAAGGAGAGAGAAGAUGAACAUGUUCAUGGAGGCAGUGACCUUCAAGGACGUGGCUGUGGCCUUCACAGAGGACGAGCUGGGGUUACUGGACUCAGCCCAGAGAAAGCUGUACCAGGAUGUGAUGGUGGAGAACUUCCGGAACCUGGUCUCAGUAGAAGAAAACAAUCAAAGUGAGUUGAGUGCCAUUCAAGAGAGAGGAUUACACGAAGAGCUUUCCUGCUGGCAAAUCUGGCAACAAAUUGCUAACGACUUAACCAGAUGUCAAGACUCCAUGAUAAAUAAUUGUCAGCUCCACAAACAAGGUUAUUCCCCACACCAGGUUGGGUCAGAACUAUCUAUUCAAAUUUCUGAAGAUGAGAACUAUAUAUUAAAUGAGAAAGCAGGUGGUUCUGGUGAUACUGGAAAUCCAAGGUUUGCAUCUUUGAGAGCCCGAGAUUCUUGGAGAAAAAGUUCCUUGACUGAGUCACAGAAUUGUCAGAAUAGAUACCAGGAAAUUUCCACACAAAGUAAACUAUGUCGGUGUAAAGCGGAUGUUGACAGCAUUGGUCGGAUCUCAUACCACCUUGAUGAUCGAGGAGUACACAAGAAUGAAAAGUCUUAUUGCCACAAUGAUUAUAGAAAAGACAGCACGGUUUCCACAUUGGAUCAGAAUAGUAUGAUUCACACAGGACAAAAACCUUACCAGUGUAAUGAAUGUAAAAGAACCUUUACCAGCCUUUCUACCUUUGAUCUUCACCAGCAGUUACACUCAAAAGAGACAUCUCACGUGUGCAAUGAGUGUGGAAAAGGCUUCCGUUGUAGCUCAGUUCUUCAUAUUCAUCAGAGAGUUCACAUAGGAGAAAAAUGCAGUGUGUGUGAUGAGUGUGGAAAGGAAUUCCAUCAGAGCUCACAACUGCAAACUCAUCAGAAAGUCCACAGCAUAAAGAAACCAUUCACAUGUGAGGAAUGUGGGAAAGGCUUCAGUCGUCGAUCAGCACUUACCAUUCAUUGUAAAGUCCACACGGGAGAGAAACCUUACUGUGAGGAGUGUGGCAGGGCCUUCAGUCAGGCCUCCCACCUUCAAGACCAUCAGAGAGUCCACACUGGGGAGAAACCAUUCAUAUGUGAUGCAUGUGGUAAGAGCUUCAGUCGGAAUUCACACCUUCAGUCCCACCAGAGAGUCCAUACAGGAGAGAAACCGUACAAAUGUGAGGAGUGUGGGAAGGGCUUCAUUUGUAGCUCAAAUCUAUACAUUCACCAGAGAGUCCACACAGGAGAAAAACCCUACAAAUGUGAGGAAUGUGGGAAAGGCUUUAGUCGGCCUUCAAGUCUUCAGGCCCAUCAGGGAAUCCACACUGGAGAGAAGUCAUAUGUAUGUAAUGUGUGUGGUAAAGGCUUUACUCUGAGUUCAAACCUUCAGGCACAUCAGAGAGUCCACACAGGGGAGAAACCAUACAAAUGUGAGGAGUGCGGGAAGAACUUCAGGAGGAACUCCCAUUAUCAAGUUCAUCUGGUCGUCCACACAGGAGAAAAACCCUAUAAAUGUGAAGUGUGUGGGAAGGGCUUCAGUCAGAGUUCGUAUCUUCAAAUCCAUCAGAAGGCCCACAGCGUAGAGAAACCCUACAAAUGCGAGGAUUGUGGGCAGGGCUUCAAUCAGAGUUCACGACUUCAGAUCCACCAGCUGAUCCAUACUGGUGAGAAACCAUACAAAUGCGAAGAGUGUGGGAAGGGAUUCAGUCGUAGAGCAGAUCUUAAAAUUCACUGCAGAAUCCACACCGGAGAGAAACCAUACAAUUGUGAGGAGUGUGGAAAAGUCUUCAGGCAGGCCUCAAAUCUCCUGGCCCAUCAGAGAGUCCACAGUGGGGAAAAGCCAUUCAAAUGUGAGGAAUGUGGCAAGAGCUUUGGUCGGAGUUCACACCUUCAAGCCCACCAAAAAGUCCACACUGGAGAAAAGCCAUACAAAUGUGAGGAGUGUGGGAAGGGCUUUAAGUGGAGCCUGAACCUCGACAUGCAUCAGAGGGUCCACACAGGAGAGAAACCAUAUAAGUGUGGGGAGUGUGGGAAGCACUUCAGUCAGGCCUCAAGUCUUCAGCUUCAUCAGAGUGUCCACACUGGAGAGAAGCCCUACAGAUGUGACGUGUGUGGUAAAGUCUUCAGUCGGUCUUCACAGCUUCAGUAUCACAGGCGCGUUCACACAGGGGAGAAACCUUACAAGUGUGAGAUGUGUGGUAAGAGCUUCAGUUGGCGCUCCAAUCUUGUAAGUCAUCACAAAAUUCAUACUGGAGAGAAACCAUUCACAUGUGAGGAAUGUGGGAAAGGCUUCAGUCGUCGAUCAGCACUUACCAUUCAUUGUAAAGUCCACACGGGAGAGAAACCUUACACUUGUGAGGAGUGUGGCAGGGCCUUCAGUCAGGCCUCCCACCUUCAAGACCAUCAGAGAGUCCACACUGGGGAGAAACCAUUCAUAUGUGAUGCAUGUGGUAAGAGCUUCAGUCGGAAUUCACACCUUCAGUCCCACCAGAGAGUCCAUACAGGAGAGAAACCGUACAAAUGUGAGGAGUGUGGGAAGGGCUUCAUUUGUAGCUCAAAUCUAUACAUUCACCAGAGAGUCCACACAGGAGAAAAACCCUACAAAUGUGAGGAAUGUGGGAAAGGCUUUAGUCGGCCUUCAAGUCUUCAGGCCCAUCAGGGAAUCCACACUGGAGAGAAGUCAUAUGUAUGUAAUGUGUGUGGUAAAGGCUUUACUCUGAGUUCAAACCUUCAGGCACAUCAGAGAGUCCACACAGGGGAGAAACCAUACAAAUGUGAGGAGUGCGGGAAGAACUUCAGGAGGAACUCCCAUUAUCAAGUUCAUCUGGUCGUCCACACAGGAGAAAAACCCUAUAAAUGUGAAGUGUGUGGGAAGGGCUUCAGUCAGAGUUCGUAUCUUCAAAUCCAUCAGAAGGCCCACAGCGUAGAGAAACCCUACAAAUGCGAGGAUUGUGGGCAGGGCUUCAAUCAGAGUUCACGACUUCAGAUCCACCAGCUGAUCCAUACUGGUGAGAAACCAUACAAAUGCGAAGAGUGUGGGAAGGGAUUCAGUCGUAGAGCAGAUCUUAAAAUUCACUGCAGAAUCCACACCGGAGAGAAACCAUACAAUUGUGAGGAGUGUGGAAAAGUCUUCAGGCAGGCCUCAAAUCUCCUGGCCCAUCAGAGAGUCCACAGUGGGGAAAAGCCAUUCAAAUGUGAGGAAUGUGGCAAGAGCUUUGGUCGGAGUUCACACCUUCAAGCCCACCAAAAAGUCCACACUGGAGAAAAGCCAUACAAAUGUGAGGAGUGUGGGAAGGGCUUUAAGUGGAGCCUGAACCUCGACAUGCAUCAGAGGGUCCACACAGGAGAGAAACCAUAUAAGUGUGGGGAGUGUGGGAAGCACUUCAGUCAGGCCUCAAGUCUUCAGCUUCAUCAGAGUGUCCACACUGGAGAGAAGCCCUACAGAUGUGAUGUGUGUGGUAAAGUCUUCAGUCGGUCUUCACAACUGCAGUCUCAUCAGAGAGUCCACACAGGGGAGAAACCUUACAAGUGUGAGAUGUGUGGUAAGAGCUUCAGUUGGCGCUCCAAUCUAACAAUUCAUCAAAGAAUCCAUGCUGGUGAUAAAUCCUAUAAAAGUCAUAGGGGUGGUAAGACCAUCAGAGAUUCAACUUAGGAGAAAAGUUCUAUAAAAUGAUUUUUUAAAAA
Bubalus bubalis (water buffalo) is the source of this 3961-nucleotide messenger RNA. Its product is annotated as zinc finger protein 226-like. Lineage: Eukaryota; Metazoa; Chordata; Mammalia; Artiodactyla; Bovidae. The record is from RefSeq and is a predicted model, not a curated record. Gene Ontology annotation, biological process: negative regulation of transcription by RNA polymerase II. Gene Ontology annotation, molecular function: DNA-binding transcription repressor activity, RNA polymerase II-specific.